This is a messenger RNA of Saccostrea echinata, 6911 nucleotides long. RefSeq lists its product as uncharacterized. The coding region runs from base 26 to 6031 and encodes 2001 amino acids. Gene Ontology annotation, cellular component: voltage-gated calcium channel complex. The record is from RefSeq and is a predicted model, not a curated record. NCBI's taxonomy places the organism in Eukaryota, Metazoa, Mollusca, Bivalvia, Ostreida, Ostreidae. Gene Ontology annotation, molecular function: voltage-gated calcium channel activity. The transcript has 40 exons.
GAAACCCGAACGUAGCCUUAGGAUUAUGACUUUGUAUCUUGUCUUGGCGUCGUUGUUGCCGGUGAUAAUCGUUUCACAGGAUGCCCAAUCCCUGAACGGUCUCACUUUUUCAAAUGAGCUUAAAAGAAUGGAUAGAAACGGAAUUGGUGCUCCCAAUCUGCAGGAAUACUAUGAUAGCCUGAUAUAUGAUAAACCAACAGAUACAGGCACAGAGAUUGCGCAUAAGAUGGCCAGUAAUUUAGGAAAAAUGUUCGAAACAUUGACAAACCAACUUCAGAAUGUAAAACGUGCAAUAGAGGACCAAUACGAACAUUUCUCUUCAUCUGAUUUGGAGAUUUUCCCUCAAUGCUGCAAAAUAACUGGCAAUUACAACCCUAAGUUCAGAACAAAGGUUUCCGAAAGCAGUGCAUGUAUAUCAAAGUCCACAACAUCUGACCAUUACCCAAACAAAGAUAUUGAAACCGUUAUGAAAAAGAACUAUGAGCGGAAUCCUAAUAUUCUCUGGCAGUACUUCGGCGGAAGUGAUGGAACAUUCCUAAUCUAUCCCUCUCAUGGUUUUAGUCCCAACUGUUUUUCAUACGAUCCAAGAUUUCGGCCAUAUUAUGUAGCCUCGGCAACAAACAAACCCAAAGACGUUGUAGUAGCAGUGGACACUUCUGGGAUUACGACCGGACGCAGUAGCUACGAAUCUAGGACACUUCUAAGUGUGGCACGUGAGGCAGUGCAAUACGUCAUUGACACAUUGAAUCCAAACGACAGGAUCGGAAUAGUAGCAUUUAAUGAAGAGGUCAUCAAGCCAACCUCAUGUCAUGGCACCCAUUUGGCAAAGGCAACAACUACCAACAAAGAGGUAUUAAAACGCUUCACUAAUGAUUGGGUAUCAAGCAAACAAUCACACUACGACGAGGGAAUUAAAGCUGCCUUCUCAUACUUCAAUAUUAAAGACAUCAGCACACAAGGAGGUGAAAGAGAAUCUGUUAUUUUGUUUUUGGCGGCUGGUGAUAAUGCCGGUGACGACCCUGUGGAUGUCAUCAAAACUGAAAACGAGGCUCGGAAUAACUCAGUUACCAUUCUUACAUAUUCGUUUGGAGGUGGUUUGAGUGAUCAUUGGAAAAAGGUUUUGCAGAAUAUGAGUAAACAAGUCACUAAUGAUCGUUCAUUUGGACCAGUAAAAGAGGGGACUUAUAAGGAAGUAAAAGAUGAUUCUUUACUUCGUUCUGACAUGGCGUCUUAUUACAAAGACCUUUCUAGUACCAACCUGGGUAGCAAUCCCGUAUUUUCUGUGCCAUACGUAGACGGACGAUCCAAGGAAACAGGUUUGAUAACUUCUCUCUGUCUACCGGUUGAGACAUCUGGGUCAUUGAGAGGAGUCACGUGUACAGACAUUCUGUUAGACGAACUACUGUCUGAUAUCACGAAUUUCAAGCAAGGAGAACUGUCAUAUGCAUUCAUGAUAGAUGGACAAGGCCGUGUUAUGGUCCACUACUUGCAACCGACACCAAAUGCCAUCACAAUUGAUCCAGAUCCUAUAGAUAUCCAUGUGCUGGAACCAAGUGUCGAUGCAAAACCAAUGAUAGAGUCAAUGAAAAGGGGUGAAAGUGGUAGUAACAGUUUCAGCUACUUCCGGACUAUAUCUAGAGGAAUUUUGGAAUACGAAGGGAUAGAGGCCCGAUCAGUGGAAGCAGACUAUAGUUGGACAAAAGUAAAACUAUCGGAUACAGCUGACCCAGUUAACAAACUGUCUUCAGUAGGGUAUAAAAUUGCCCCUGUCCUUAACAGUAACGUGUACAUCAUCAUCAAAAAGGAAGAACUCAAUAGUGGAACCUGUUGUCAGAAUUCAGGUAUAUCACCACUUGAAUAUACUUGUACCAAUAGUGGAUCCGACUGUUGUUUAUGCCAUAAAAUUGUGCCAUAUGAUACCUGCCAGGAAAAAACAACAUCCGGAGAGAAAUACCACACUUGUAGUGCUAGGUUACCAGAUUCAAAUGUCAAAGUUCAACCAGAAUUAGACAAAAUAAAAGAGCUAGACUUGAAACCUUGCUUUGAUGCUGGUUGUAAUGCUCGAGAUGAGAAAAAUUGCUACCAAGUAGCAGGAUGCAGCUGGUGUGUUCAAGACGAAAAUGGUAAACCAUUUUCACAAUCUGAGACAUGCUGCAAUAUCAUCGAGACUUGUCCAUUUGGGAAAGUUCAGAACCAAAAAAAGACACAAUGCCUUGCGUCACAGACACCAGACCAUUCAGCUCAGGCAGAUGAUACACCAAUAGUAGCUGGAGGUACAGGAGGCGGGGUUGUAAUAAUUAUUAUACUAGCCAUAAUCAUCGCAGUUGUCUGUCGUAAACGGAAUAAAAAGGAUGAUAAGAAAGCAACAUAUCUAACGGUAGUUACUGAUAACCCUGGUUUCAGUUCAGCUGAGGAACGUAGAUCUGAAAGUGACACUUCAAUCAACUAUCUCAGAGGUGAGGAUGAAGGUUCCCACCAGAGUAACCAGUAUAUAGGAAUGCAAAGUUCCGACGAUGGAAGUUGUACAGCACAUGUAGGUGAUAACCCGAAAAAACCAAGCGCCAUUUAUGAAAAAUCCAAGGACAUCGCUGUCUGGAAUGACUUUCUUGUGAUCAAAAGGAGACCUAGAAAACGGCAAUCGAUCAAAAGAGUAACGUCCCGCCCUACCGUAAAACCGACAGAGGCCCCUAAAACGACGACAUCCACCCCUGAUCCAACCACCACCACCACCACCACCGCCACACUUAAACCAGAGAUAUCAGGAGCUCUAUUAGCAGUGAAGACAGAAGAAUAUUCAGGGAUGGCUAUGAUUUUAUAUCUUGCCUUGAUGUCCCAUUUCUUAGGGAUAGCUGUGAGCGAGGGCAUCAAUUCCUUGACAGGUUUAAAAUUUUCAAAGGAACUUAAAAUAAUGGAAGAAAGGGGAAUAUGUGCCCCCAGUCUACAGAAUUAUUACGACACCCUACUUUACGAUAAGCCAACAGAUACUGCUGCAGAUAUAGCUCAAAAGAUGACAAGCAAUCUAGAAAAUAUAUUCAAAACCUUAACAGACCAACUUAAGUAUCUAAAACAGGUGAUUGCACAAGAAUAUGAUAAUUUUGCUCCAUCUGAUACCGGAGUUUUUCCACAGUGCUGCACAAUACACGGAACUUACAAUCCAAAGUUCAGAACCAAGAUUUCGGAAGACGACGCCUGUAUAUCAAAAUCCCCUUCUUCAAAACAUUUUCCGAACCAACGAAUUAAAACCACUAUGGAAGAGAAUUAUAGACAGAAUCCUAAUAUGCUUUGGCAGUACUUCGGCGGAAGUGACGGGACUUUCCUUAUCUACCCAUCACAUGCUGAGAGUCAGAACUGUCAGUCAUAUGAUCCAAGAUUUAAACAGUAUUACGUUACCUCGGUGACAAAGAAGCCGAAAGAUUUGGUUAUCGCAGUUGACGUCUCGGAAGUUACAGCAAGACGUAGUAACUACAAUACUAAUACACUCUUACAUGUGGCACGCGAGGCUGUGCAGUAUGUUAUCGAUACCUUGAGUCCAAAUGAUAGGAUCGGGUUGGUAGCAUUUAAUGAUCAAGCCAGUACGCCACCCUCGUGCAAUGGCACCCAGUUAGCUAGGGUAACGACUACAUACAAAGGUGUAUUAAAGAGCUUCAUUAAUACAUGGAACCCAAGUAAGCAAUCACACUACGACGAGGGAAUCCAAGCAGCCUUCUCAUUCUUUGACAGAAGUAUAGUGGAAACAAUUGGAGAUGAAAGAGAGUCUGUUAUUUUGUUUUUGGCGGCUGGUGAUAAUGCCGGUGACGACCCUGUAGAUGUCAUCAAAACUGAAAACGAGGCUCGGAAUAACUCGGUCAUCAUUCUUACGUAUUCGUUUGGAAAAGAUUUGAGUAACCACUCGAAAGAUGUUCUUAAAGAUAUGAGUAAACAAGUCAGGAAUGAUCGUUCGUUUGGACCAAUCAAGGAGGGAACUUUUAAUGAAGUGCGUAAUGAUUCUUUACUUCGAACUGUUAUGGCGUUUUAUUAUCUAGACCUCUUCAGCACUAAUUUGGAUGACGAUCCUGUAUUUUCCGUUCCGUACGUAGAUAACCGAUCCAGUGAAAAAGCGAAAGCCUUAAUUACAUCUCUCUGUCUUCCUGUGGAUAAGACCGGAUCAUUAAAAGGAGUCACGUGUACAGAUAUUCUGUUGGACGAAUUGCUGUCUGAUAUCACGAAUUUCAAGGAAGGAGAACUGUCAUAUGCAUUCAUGAUAGAUGGACAAGGCCGUGUUAUGGUCCACUACUUGCAGCCGACACCUAAUGCCUUCACUACUGAUCCAGAUCCUAUAGAUAUUCAUAAGCUGGAACCAAGUGUCGAUGCAAAACCAAUGAUAGAGUCAAUGAAAAGGGGUGAGAGUGGGAGUGCAACCUUUAGCUAUUCAAGGACAAUAUCUAGAGGUGAAUUGGAGUACGACGGAAUCGAGACGCGGGUAGUAGAAGCAGAAUACAGCUGGAGAAAAGUUCCUGGUACAAAUUUUUCCUUGUGUGUUGUACUUGGAAAGAAUGAUCAACAAUCUCGCCUGCGGCCAGGCCAAGAAGAGUUAUUAACCAAUGGAGUCUUCUACUAUCAUAGACUGGAACAGAACCGUCAAAAUACACAGAAAUGUAGACAGUAUGACAGAUAUGCCACUAAAGAGAGGUCAAUGGUGAUGCUUUCUCCACAUGCCUUUGAGAAACCAUAUGAGUAUCUCUAUCGGAAUGAAACUCAGGAGGCAGUGUUCGAUUACUCUGAUUACCUUAACAGUGUACAUAGUCAGCAAGCUGAUAAAGCAUUAAAAUUAAAAGAUAAAGUCAAAAGCAGCAUUCGGGCAACUUAUAUGGCGGAGGAAUUUUGGAAAGAAAACCAGGACCAAUCACAGUUUGUGAUAUGGCGUUACUUGGCAACUAGGGAUGGCCAUGUUAGGGUUUAUCCAGCGGUUGAAAUUCCCAAGAACUAUGAUCCUUUUACAAGGGAUUGGUGGAGAAAAACUGUGGCUCAGAAGGGCAAAAAUGUUGUGAUUUCUCCUUAUAUAGAUAAUUGGGGAGCUGGUCUUGUUAUAUCACAAUGCAAAGCAAUAUUUGAAGGAAGAGCUAAUGGCCUGCACUGUACAGAUGAUAUCGUAGAUGUAGUUGAAUGCAUCGAUUACCCAUACCAAUAUUUCAGCAGCAAGUUUUUCCAGAGCUACCCAGAAUGUGGGGAUACAACAUACAGCUGCAUGGUGAUAGAUAAAAGUGGAUUCCUUGUUAUAUAUCCCAGCUUUUCAAACGAUGAAGAAUUCACAAGGAAACAUUUAGGAGCUAAAGUAUCAUUGUCGGAUACAGAUGACCCAGUAAACAAACUGUCAUCAAAGGGGUAUAUGAUAGCCCCUGUACUGAACAGCAAUGUGUUUAUCGUCAUUAAGAAGACAAGCAUCCUCUCUGGAACUUGUUGUCUGAAUUCAGAAAAAUCGCCUCUAGUACAUACCUGUAGUACCAGUGAAUCAGACUGUUGUCUGUGUCAUAAGGUUGUUCCUUAUGAUACCUGCGAAGAAAAGACUUCAGGGGAUACCUACCAUAUCUGUAGUGCCAGAGUACCAGAUUCAAACGUCAAAGUUGAGAAAGAAUUAGAUAGGAUAAAAGAGCUGGAACCGUGCUUCGAUGUUCAUUGUAACACCCGAAAUGAAUCAAAUUGUAAAGAGGUGGCAGGAUGCAGCUGGUGUAUUGAGGACGAGAACGGCAAUAACCUUCAGCCAUCCGAAACGUGCUGCAAUGUCUUUGAAACUUGCCCAUUUGGAAAAGUUCAAUCUCAGAAACAAACACACUGCUCCGCAGCUUUGAAUGCGAAACAUUUCGGCUCGACAGAUUCAAAAGAAGUAGGGACUGUUACAGGAAGCGUAAUAGGAGUGCUGUUAUUGAUUGUUAUACUAUCAGUAAUAAUUGUUAUUGUCUAUCGAAAACGAAGAAAUGACAAGGAAGAUCCAUAUUAUCUGGAUCCAACCCUCGACCCCUGUCAAAAUAAUCCUGCGUUUUCUAACGUAGCUUAGUUGAUCAUAACGAAGACGAUGGGUCGUGCGCAACUAACCAUUACAAAGACAUUCAUUCUGUUGAGAAGGAAACUUGUCGGGCACCAGUGAGUGUCAACAGUUUGAACAACGAGGUGUGAUUUGUACAUGUAAAUGUGCACACUGAUUUUUUUUCUUAUAAAUACACAUUAUGUAAAUAUCUUUUACUUACCCAUAAUAUGAAUACUUAAUUUAAUAUAGAAAAUCCCAUUAGAUGUUAUGUUAGAUUACUAAAUAAUUUUGGCAUUCAUAAAAAAAAGUUCUAUAACACCAUUUAAUUCUCACAAUAUUGCUUUAUCUUGAUUGCUGGUUAACUUCGUCUAAAGUGAAUGUUAUAUAGUUACCAGAACUGAAUAUUUUUUUCAAUCAGCUGACGUUUGACGUUUAAAAAAUAUAUAUUUUAAGAUGUGGAUUGAACUCUAGAAGACAAAAAUGCCUAUAAAUUUUAUUUAUUUAUUUUAUUUUUUUUUUUUUUAUUGUUUAUUAAUCUAUUUUUUUUUUUUCAUUAAGACAAUGGUCAGAGCAACUUUUCAGUGUUGAAGUCUUUUAAAUUGCGGGAGACUUUAAUAGGUUGUGGACACUGGAGUUAGGUUUCAGGAUAAUGUAUUUAUCGUAUUUGUCUGUCUGAAUACGAUGACGAAGAUUAAAACCGAAAAGUUCCUGACAGAUUUUAAAACAUCAUAUUCGUAUUUCUAGGAACUUUCAAAAAGUGAUCAGCUUAUUCAAGCAUAAUGAAGAACAUCCAAUACACCUCAUACAUGCAUUUAUAUCCAUCAUCAUGACACUGAGUCCCUAUGGUUUUGGCCGUUUGAGGAUAAUUAAAAUAUACAUCUUCCAGAUCAUUAACUUUAAAAGGAGGAAA